This is a messenger RNA of Lycium ferocissimum, 765 nucleotides long. RefSeq lists its product as uncharacterized. Gene Ontology annotation, cellular component: P-body; CCR4-NOT complex; CCR4-NOT core complex. Gene Ontology annotation, biological process: negative regulation of translation; mRNA catabolic process. The coding region runs from base 1 to 765 and encodes 254 amino acids. The record is from RefSeq and is a predicted model, not a curated record. NCBI's taxonomy places the organism in Eukaryota, Viridiplantae, Streptophyta, Magnoliopsida, Solanales, Solanaceae. The transcript is spliced from 8 exons.
AUGGCCUCGCUAGAGCAGUGGAUUAGAUAUCUUGGUGAAGAUAAUAUUCGUGGUGAUGUUCUGCUUCAUCUCAACACUUUCAUCAAACAGAGGGAAGGAAAUUGCAUCCAUGUCGCUUGGCAGUUGUGGUGCUCCUUAAAUACAGUCUACAUACUUGUACAGGAGAGGCAACUCUUGCUAGUAUUUGACAAAAAUGGCCAACUGCGUACUGUUGUCUUCAAUGAGAGAAAGGGAGAUGUAAAAGAAACUGCAAAUAUACCAUUUUACGUUGACCCAUUUCUCAGAAUUUUUACAACUGGGAAGCCUCAGGAAUUUGUGAGGCUUAGCAGCUUGAAUCUUAUUGGUGCCCUAGCAAAGUUUGAUGAUCCACAAGGGCCAGAAAUUCUUAACCUUUUUCUGGAUUCACAACUCAUUGCUCCGUGCCUGUACUGCAUGGAUUAUGGUGAUACACGGACUGUGAAGGCUGCAACGCACAUAGUUAUGAAAAUCUUGAUGCAAGAGGCAGGGCUAAACUAUUGUUGUGAUUCACCCAAACGUGUUCAGUUACUGGUACAAGUCUUGCGUCGACUGGUAGACAAACUUUCUAGAAGCCUUUGUUUACGGACGCUAAAAUAUGUUGUUCAAUGCUAUCUGUGUCUUUCACGAAAAUCAAUGUUAAGCGGGGUAUAUGAUGAAUUGAUUCACAAUUAUCCUCCACAGCUAUCUGGCGACACUUUUCACAUCCUUCUUAGUGUGAGUCCAUCAGCUUCUUUCUUCAACAACUAA